Molecule: messenger RNA, 798 nt
Organism: Lentinula edodes (shiitake mushroom)
Lineage: Eukaryota; Fungi; Basidiomycota; Agaricomycetes; Agaricales; Omphalotaceae
Exons: 7
Coding region: 1-798 (265 amino acids)
Source: RefSeq, a predicted model, not a curated record
AUGCCUGAUCAUUUUUGUCUGCUCGCUGCUCUUAUUCUGAUUUUCUCCAUUCUAUCACCAUUUAAUGGUGUUGACGCUGCUCCAAUAUCCAGAGUCUCCUCUUCCGAUCUAUCCCAUGUGCCUAACGGACUCAUGAAACCCCGGUACAUUCUUCCCACUUCCACAAACAGGUCGUCAGACUGUGAAGUGAGAGUGGAGACAGUGGAGGGUUACCUAGUAUCCACUCCUUAUGUGGUCGUAGUCAAAGGCUCAGCUGGUUUGGUCGGUUUCGUGCGACUCAUGUAUAAUGACCUUCGAGAUAUCCCGGUCGCAAUUAGCAUCCAAAUCAACAUUGGGCCCUCGGUUCUUGUUUCAUUCUUCGUUGUACUCUUGCUCGUUGCGGGUCUAGGCUUUGUAUCAGGGCCUGAGGACGAGAACGACCACGAGGGUGAAGAUCAUGAUUGCUAUGCUUGCAAUCAUUGUGAUCUAGAAGAGAAAGUGGUCACAAAGGACGGGAAGAUGUUGCAUGUCGACGGAAUAACUACCGCGCACGCGUACGGGUACAGCAUUGGUUAUAACUUUAUAUUGUCGUUCCGCACCUUUUUCUUGCCAUCUGCAUCUCUCAUGGCGGAAUGUUUGAAUGAAUCUCACGUGAGCGCGUAUCCUGGGAACGUUGACGCAUUGACGGGUACUGGUGGUACUCACACGACGUCGACCUCCUCCGAGUCUUCAAGCCUCAAUAUUCAUCAAAGAUCUGGUGAACGAGCCCUCCUGGUCCCAUGCGCUAAGCCUACGCUGAAGACGUGCGGGUCUUUGUAA